Lathyrus sativus (Indian pea) is the source of this 630-nucleotide messenger RNA. NCBI's taxonomy places the organism in Eukaryota, Viridiplantae, Streptophyta, Magnoliopsida, Fabales, Fabaceae. The record is from the annotation of a GenBank genome assembly.
AUGGCAGAUCCAGUUCUUCACCCACAUUCAGAAACCCAACCACUAAAAGAAAUCGCAAUCGACUACACCCCAGAACUCUGUUCCCACUGUCCCAUUUCCAACAGAAUAACCCUUACCUACGACCACCGCGGCGGUUCACGGUGGCGAUCCACAACCCGUUUCCUCCACGGCACCUGCACCGCCAAAAUCCAAUCCCCAAAAGGAAACACAAGCGGCCUCAACUUCAACCUCUACCUUUCCUCCCUCGAAGGCGAUAAUUCCCAAGACGAAAUCGACUUCGAGUUUCUCGGCAAAGACACCACAAUCGUUCAAACAAACUAUUUCUCUAACGGUACUGGAAACAGGGAACAGAUUCAUGAACUCGGUUUUGAUUCGUCUGAUGGGUUUCAUGAAUAUGGAAUCAAGUGGGGUUCGGAGUUGAUUGAGUGGUUGAUUGAUGGGAAUGUUGUGAGGAGGGAGGAGAAGAAGGAAGGUGAAGGGUUUCCUGAAAAGGCUAUGUUUUUGUAUGCUUCUGUUUGGGAUGCUAGUUAUAUUGCUGAUGGAAUGUGGGCAGGGAAGUAUCAUGGGACUGAUGCUCCUUAUGUUUGUCUUUAUAAGGAUAUUCAUGUACCUUUGACUAAUGCUGUUUGA